UCACACUAGGUGGUGACCCUUCUCCCAUUUGUUUAUUCCUUUUCUGUUUUUUUUCUCUCUCUGGGUAUUAAAUUAUUGUUUCGGAUGUCACUACCAAUACAUUUUCUUCACUCAUUCACACUAAUCAGCUGUGAGCACCACAACUCAAAGUUGGUAAAAGCCUGAACUCUUCUGCAUUAGCAGUAGUUAAAGGGUUAUUGUUCCAAGAUUUAUGUGGCAUGCAAUUUGCCAUUAUUGAGAAUCAUGAAGCAGAAUUCUACUUCCUUGAGGAAUUCGGGUUUAUAUACAAGCCCAGCAACACCAGAAUAUGGAGAUAAUAAUGUUAGAGGAUUUCAGAAGGGAUGGAGUUCUGAACGAGUCCCGUUGCCGACUAACAGCGGCAGGAGGCAUAUUAGUACUACUGCAUUGAUGCCUUUCAAUAGUGGAAGGACAGUGCCUUCAAAAUGGGAUGAUGCUGAAAGGUGGAUUACUAGCCCAGUGUCAAGUUAUGGUGUUUGGAGGACUCCAAACGCACAAACCUACAGGGGCCCCAAGUCUAAAAGUGGACCUCUUGGGCCACCUGGCCUAAUGUAUUUACCGAACUAUUCGCCCUCUAUGCCAGUCCUUGAAAGUGGAGGUAUAAGUAACUUCAUUGCAAAUUCACCAUUUACAACUGGUGUACUGGUGCCUGAUGGGGUAUCCAUUCAUUAUGGUGCUGGUGAAUAUGCUCAGAAUAGUAUGGCUCGAGCAACCAGUGCUCCCGGUCUGUCAGAUUUGUUCAGUGAAUCUUCAGUACCAAGCUCUCCAGAUGAUGUCACAAAGGAGCCAGAUUCUAUUUCCUUUGCAGUUUUGAGGAGAGACAUGGCAACACAAAUGAGCUCUGAUGACAGUACACAUACAUCUCCCCAGGAAAGGUCAUCUUCAAUCCCUCCUGGAGUGGAGCAGAGCAGGCAGCAUUCCACUAAAGUCGAGAUUAGAGACGUGCAGGUUGACAAAGGAGACCCAAUUUUAGGGCUAUCUCGGAAAAGCCGGGUGAGGAAACCCAAGAAACAAUUACCAGACAUAAGUUCGCCUAUCUCAACGUGGGAUGUUGUAGAUGGAACAAAGAGUAUGACAAAGUCGCAAAGAGAGGAAGCCAGGAUCGCUGCUUGGGAGAACUUGCAGAAGGCCAAAGCAGAAGCAGAAAUCCAAAAGCUUGAGAUGAAACUAGAAAAGAGGAGGUCAGCAUCCAUGGAUAAGAUUCUGAACAAGCUUAGACACGCUCAGGUGAAGGCCCAAAAUAUGAGACGUGCAACUUCGGAGAGUCAGCCUAGAAGGGAUUCCCACAGAAUCAUUCCAUUUCGGGAGUAUUUCAAGAUUACAUCAUUUAGCAGUUGCUUUGUUUGCCGUAUCCCUUGAUUUUGUGUACAGGCAUGAGGCUUUCUGAAGUAAAAUUCAAGUCAUUGUAGGUGGUUCUUGUCAAAUCUAGAGCCUCAGUUGUUAAUGGUAAUCUAAAGGAACAGACAACUCGUUGCUGACUGCUUUAUUCAGUAAUCCACCUACUUUUGGCUAUGUAUUCAGGCCUUAUCA
Molecule: messenger RNA, 1548 nt
Organism: Solanum lycopersicum (tomato)
Lineage: Eukaryota; Viridiplantae; Streptophyta; Magnoliopsida; Solanales; Solanaceae
Source: RefSeq, a predicted model, not a curated record